AUGAGAGAGUCGGCGGCGGUGUAUCGACAGCGCGCACAAGUCCCGCCAACUGUCUUCAGCGGAUUUUCCAGUCGACGCUUUUGCUGCUUCCACACUCCUAAUAAGCAGCAGCAACAGCAGCAGCAACAGCAGCAGCAACAGAAGCAGCAGCAGCAACAGCAGCAGCAACAGCAGCAGCAACAGCAGCAGCAACAGCAGCAGCAGCAGCAGCAGCAGCAACAGCAGCCGCAGCAGCAAUAG
This is a messenger RNA of Eimeria necatrix, 240 nucleotides long. RefSeq lists its product as hypothetical. Lineage: Eukaryota; Apicomplexa; Conoidasida; Eucoccidiorida; Eimeriidae. The transcript is spliced from 2 exons. The record is from RefSeq and is a predicted model, not a curated record. Bases 1 to 240 code for a protein of 79 amino acids.